AUGAAAACCGCCGGAAAACUUCCCGGGCCAAUACUAGCUUUCUCAUACAUCCUCAUUUUACCACAAGUCAUCAAUGUAGCAUUAUGCGGCUCGUCUUUUCGACCCGCAGAUAACUAUCUCAUCAACUGCGGGUCACUCGAGCCCACCACCCUCGACGACGGCCGUACAUUCAUAUCCGACCCACAAUCCGCUUCCUAUCUAUCGACCGAUGAGGAUAUCCUAGUUUCCGUAAACUCCUUACCACACACCGCCUUAACCGGCCGUUUGUACCUAUCCGCAAGAAUCUUCCGACGCGAUUCGAUGUACAGAUUCUUCAUCAAUAAGCCCGGCCGCCACUUUCUCCGACUCCAUUUCCACCCACUUCCAAACCCUUCCGUCAACAUGACGUCAUCAACGUUCUCGGUUUCAACCGACGAAACCGUACUCCUUCACGGCUUCUCGGUCAAAGAUCGUCGACCGAAUAAUAAAACAUGGAUCAUCGUCAAGGAGUAUCUCGUGAACAUCACCUCGGAAAAACUCACGCUCAAAUUCUCGCCCUCGAGAAAAUCGGCCGCGUUCGUCAAUGCCAUCGAGCUCGUCUCUGCUCCCGACGACCUCAUCCAAAACUCGGCCUCGUCCGUGAGCUCGCCACGUGGUGAGUUCACGGGCCUCGACGGGCUCGCGAUCGAGGUCCUCCACAGGGUGAACGUCGGGGGUCCGCUCGUGACCCCUAAAAACGACACCCUUUGGAGGACAUGGCUUCCGGACGAAGAGAACAGAUACGCAGUUUUACCUCAAGGGGAAAAAGACGUAAUUGUCCCUACAGACAUGAUACGGUACUCAAAAGUUGGGGCCACGGCCCUCGUGGCCCCACCUUUGGUCUACUCGACGGCGGCCGUGAUGGCGGAUUCAGGCACGGCCGACCCAAACUUCAACCUCACGUGGUCGAUGAGGGUCGACCCGGGCUUCGACUACUUAAUAAGGCUCCACUUUUGCGACAUUGUGAGCACGGGACUCAACGAGCUCUACUUCAACGUGUACCUAAACGGGCUUUCCGGAGCCUUGACCCUCGACUUGUCGACCCUCACGUCGGGCCUCGCUGUCCCUUACUACAUGGACUUCGUGCUCAACGCCUCGGUUAUUUCGGACGGGACGGUCACCGUGCAAGUGGGCCCCACCUCAAACGUCAUGGCCGUGCAACCUGACGCUAUACUCAACGGGUUCGAGGUGAUGAAGCUAAGCAACUCGGCCAAAAGCCUCGACGGGCUUUUCUCCUCCUCCUCGAAAUUCGGAAAAAACUAUAGUAUGUUGAGAGUUGCCUUGGCCGUUAUCGGGCUUGCAUUAGGAUCGACAGCGUUGAUUUUGAUCUGCAUCUGUUUCGCCAGAAGGCGAACUAGGCGUAAUAAUAAUAAAGGGUACGAGAAGCAAAAGUCGAAGUUCUCGUCCUGGCUCCUCCCGCUAACAGCAACCCAAUGCAGCAGCUUCUUGUCCAGCAAUAAUAAGAGCAAGAGCACGACUAUCUCGAGCAUCAUCGACCCGAGUAGCCUCAGCCUCGGAAGGCACUUCACCUUAAACGAAAUUCGCCGCGCCACAAAAAAUUUCGACGAGAAAUCAGUCGUUGGAGUAGGAGGCUUUGGGAAGGUGUACCUCGGCGAGCUGGAAGACGGGACCCGCCUCGCCGUCAAACGGGGCAACCCAUCUUCGUCUCAAGGGGUCAACGAGUUCCAAACCGAAAUCCAACUCCUCUCGAAGCUCCGGCACCGCCACCUCGUCUCCCUCAUCGGGUACUGUGACGAGCAAUCGGAGAUGAUAUUGGUGUACGAGUACGGGAGUAUAAUCCAUCGGGACGUGAAGACGACGAAUAUUCUCCUCGACGAGAAUUUCGUGGCUAAGGUUUCAGAUUUCGGGCUUUCGAGGGCCGGGCCCGGUUCUAUAGACCAGACGCACGUGAGCACGGCCGUGAAGGGUAGUUUCGGGUACCUCGACCCAGAGUACUUCAGGCGGCAGCAGCUGACCGAGAAGUCGGACGUGUACUCGUUUGGGGUCGUGUUGUUUGAGGUACUCUGCGCGAGGCCUGCACUCGACCCAAGCCUGCCAAGGGAGCAGGUGAACCUUGCCGAGUGGGCCCGGAGGAAAAAUACGAGCGGCGAGAUAGAGAAAAUCGUUGACCCGGUUAUUGCAGGGGCUAUCUGUGGGGAGUCUUUGACUAAGUUUGUCGAGGCUGCCGAGAAGUGCCUGGCCGAGUAUGGGGUGGAUCGCCCCUCGAUGGGGGACGUGUUGUGGCACUUGGAGUGUUCCCUGCAGUUGCAAGGGGCCGCGGAGGAGGACUCGACUCGGGAUGAUGACGUGGGGCCCACGAAAGGGAAGGUUGGGGGGGGCCGUUGUUGA
This is a messenger RNA of Striga hermonthica, 2367 nucleotides long. Lineage: Eukaryota; Viridiplantae; Streptophyta; Magnoliopsida; Lamiales; Orobanchaceae. The record is from the annotation of a GenBank genome assembly.